Molecule: messenger RNA, 2127 nt
Organism: Labrus bergylta (ballan wrasse)
Lineage: Eukaryota; Metazoa; Chordata; Actinopteri; Labriformes; Labridae
Gene: vamp8
Product: vesicle-associated membrane protein 8 (endobrevin)
Biological process (GO): mucus secretion; vesicle-mediated transport; SNARE complex assembly
Cellular component (GO): SNARE complex; plasma membrane; mucin granule
Molecular function (GO): SNAP receptor activity; syntaxin binding
Source: RefSeq, a predicted model, not a curated record
GAAAGAAUUCAUUUCAAAGAAGAAAAAAACAACAACCAGGAAGUUCACCUGAAGAGAAAAAGCAGCCGCUCUGUCGGAGUUUGAAACUCGCUUUAAGUCUUUAACAGGUUUUAUUAACUUUUUUAAAAACAGCGGCAAAAACAGAGAACAAAGUCUGUCCAAAGUUUGGCUGCGCUCGGAAGGUUUUUAAGAAUCCCAACAAGAUGGACAUUGAUCCGGAGCGAGGAGGUGUGGGGCCAGAGCCCGAGUCUCAGGACAAGGUGCAGACUUUGAAGGAUCAGGUGGAUGGAGUGAAAGAUAUCAUGACACAGAACGUGGACCGGAUCCUGGCCCGAGGAGAGAGACUGGAUGACCUCAUGGACAAGUCAGAGGACCUGCGAGAAGGGGCUCAGCACUUCAAGCAAACGUCUCAGAAAGUGGCUCGCACCUACUGGUGGAAGAACGUCAAGCUGAUCGUGUUGAUCGUGGUGGUCGUCCUCAUCAUCGUCCUCAUCAUCAUCCUGCUGGCAACCGGAGUGAUUCCUGUCGGCGGCAGCUCGGUGCCUCCUAUAGUCACUCCCACCAGCAAGCCCUAAACACACACACACACACACACACACUAAUGUACAUAAUUUAGAUCAAACUCUGAUAUAUCGACCCGAGCAGAUCAUUGCCGUCUGGUGAAACCUCAAUUAUUUCUGGAUAGGUUUCUACUGUUUCUUUUUUUGUGGUCAUACUGUCAUUCAAGAACGCCACACUUAGGUUAAAGUCACUUUAAUGACCACAAACAUUUUAAGCCGCCUCGCAGCACCAGUCCAUCGGAGCUCUUUUUGAAAGAGGUGUAAAAUAAAAACCCUGUCACUGUUAUGAGAGGGCGCCGUGAUUCACCCAUUCUGCGUCCUUAUUAUGAAACUGUUUAAUCACACAAGUUGAUUUCAUCCUUUAAUCCGGGUCAUUAGAGCGGAUUAAUGGGGGUUUCUCCGGCGUCUUAGUCGACAUUAAGGAUAUUUUGAGCGUUACCUCGUACGUGUACCUUUACAGAAACGGUCUGCGUUUUUUAGAAGGACCAAAAAAUGCAGUUUUUCAUGAAGUUUGAAAAUUGUUUUAAAUCUGAUCUAGUUGAAGGUCACGUUGUGUUGAAAGGAAGUCUUGAAUGAUUGUUGGAUUUCUAUGUUACCAUCUGUGGGCUUGUUUACUUUUAAAGUAUGUUACACUACGCAUUUCUUUUUCUAUGGACUCCCAGUUUUUAGUUCCAAGAGAGGAGACAAGAUGACAGAGGAGAGGAGGGGAGAGGAGGGGAGAGGAGAGGUGUUGAACAUCAAAAUUGUUGAGCAGUUAGUUCGUGCUACAGCCUAAUGAGCAUUUCAUCAAUCCUGGACAUAAUCUUGGAGUUGUGCAGUAUAAAUAUCUGACACUACAUCAUUAACAACCCACCAGAGUCCACAGUUAAAUGGUUUUACCACAGUUGUCAUGUGAGGGAAAAUUCAGCCAACCAGCUGAGACGUUAACCCCCGCCCCCUCCUCCAGCCUUCCCAGUUUAUGACUUGCAAACUGGCUGUCUCUCAAACAUGUAGUGGGUAGUGUAGUUUUUUUUUGUCAGCCUGGAGCAAAGCCUUGUGGGUAAUUCUCUCCUCCCCUCUCUCUCUGCAGUUACAGUACUAGAUUACAUGCGGUCAUGAAUCCCUGUAUGAACUGUAAAUAGUCCGUUGUAUAUAUUGACCUCGUUCUUUAACCUACCUGUUAAUUAAACUAGAGGAUAUUUAUUGAAUGAUUUAAUUAAAGUUUUCUCUGUUGUUAGUGAAGUAUGAACUGCUGGAAGCUCUUUGUGAGUUCUCUAUAAAGUGGUCAUUCGGAUCGAUUCUUCCUGAAACUGUCAUUUGAAGAACUACUGUUUGAUUAUUUUCUAAAUGAAGGUUUAAAUAGGAACAGAUUUAAUGUUGUAUAAUAACCUGUCUCUGGGACGCAGCAGGCCUCAGAUCUGUGUCUGUACUCUCGAUCGUCUAAGGCUGUGAGAGACCACGUCACACGUCCGCCAUUUAAAAUUCUCUAAACCGAUGUCAUGUAGCUUAUUGUCUGAUCAGCUGGGUGAGUCUGAUGGUGUUCCUUUGGUUUUAAUGUUCUGAUAUGAAAUAAAAAGUAUUUACCACA